Messenger RNA from Neurospora crassa OR74A, 1591 nucleotides. RefSeq lists its product as hypothetical. Gene Ontology annotation, molecular function: oxidoreductase activity. The transcript has 3 exons. Lineage: Eukaryota; Fungi; Ascomycota; Sordariomycetes; Sordariales; Sordariaceae. Bases 565 to 1494 code for a protein of 309 amino acids. The record is from RefSeq and is a predicted model, not a curated record.
CGAAUACGACGAUCGGGAUUCAGGCUAACUCACACUACACACCACUUACUCUUUCGUGCUCGUUGCGAAAUUGGGUCAAUGAAGACGCAAUUGAUAAGCUGCCACACAUUGUCGGCAGAUUCGUUGCAAAGAUGAGGGGUCCUCAAUGGGCUUGCGUCUCGAACCGUCUUAGUCCUGUGCCUUUCUCUCAUUGGCCAAGCACAGUACCUGGACCGGUGGGUACAACCCUCCCCUGGAGCAUGCAUGCCAUUUCGAGCCAAUUUUGCAACAUCAUGAUGCAUAAUGCCUGACUAUCAGGGAAUGAUGUCUUUGAUCGCGGUUCACAAGAGCGGCAUGUCGAUGGAAAAAUGGAAAGAGGGGAAAGUAUAAGAAUCGGGCAAGUGGCCUCGUGGUCACUGUUCAGUCAGGGUCGAACGUGCAUCUUGCCACCUUCAACAUCAAAGAACACUCGCCAGUCCCGUCUUGAUCCAGCAACACCAAAAGCUUGCAAGCAGAUACCUUACGUAUCGAGAUACCUCUGACCGAAUACACAUAUUGAGCAACUCGAAUCACCGACCGUACAGCAUGUCUUCCACCAUCAACACCGUCGCUGUCCUCGGUGGCACAGGCAACAUAGGCACCCACAUAGUCCGCGGCCUCCUUGUCGGCGGUUUCACCGUGACCAUCCUCACCCGCGCCAAUUCCUCCUCCCCGCGUCCCACCUUCGACCCAUACCCCGUCCGCUUCCUUGAAGUCGACUAUUCCUCCCCUUCCUCCCUGGCCUCCGCUUUCCAAGGCCAAGACGCCGUGGUCUCGACCAUCGCUACCGGUGCAGUGCAAGAGCAAAUGAAGGUUAUUGAUGCGGCUAUCGAAGCGGGCGUGAAGAGAUUCGUGCCGAGCGAGUUUGGAGUUCACACGCGCAAGGAAGGGGUGGAGAAGACGAAGCUUGGGGGGUUGUUGGAAGGAAAGAGGGCGGUGGUCGAUUACCUCAUUAGCAAGGAGGGAGAUAUCAGUUGGACUGGGUUGUCGACGGGGCUCUUUUUUGAUUCGGCGUUGUCCAAGGGUCUGGCUGGAAUCAACGUCAAGAACGGCACGGCAACCAUUGUCGACUCCGGCAACGAACUCUGGCCCGCCUCCCUACGGUCUCACGUCGGCCGCACCGUCUCCGAAAUCCUGCGCCACCCCGACCUCACCAAGAACCAGUACCUCGCUACGGCGUCGUUCAACGUGUCACAGAACCAACUUGUCAAACUCGUCGAGGAGCUGACGGGCAAGAAGCUGGAGGUUACCAAUGUCAGCUCAAAGGAUAUUCUCCAGCAGGGUGACGAGAAGUUGAACAAGGGAGAUUAUAUUGGCGCGUUUGUGGCGUUUUUGCAGGUCCAUUUCUUGGCAGACGGGGCGGGGAAUAAGUUGGAAGAGCAGGAGAGUGCGAAUGAGAAGUUGCGGUUGCAGACGGAGGACGUAAAGGCGGCGCUAAGAGGGUGGUUGGAGAGUGAGGGUUUGUUGGCUGCUUAAGGGUUGACUUUGUAGUUCUUGGGCUGGAUGUUUAUGACUGACGGGAUUAUGCAGUUAUUUAAGCUUGCGGUACCGAAUUGAUAUUUCUUUUGAACGA